AUGAGGCUCAGCUCGUCCCUCUACAUCCGUAAGCUGCUGGCCUCGAUCCAUUCUCCAAUAUCGCCUCAGUCGCCCCGCGAGUCGAAGCAGCUCCUCAAUGUCCUCGAAUCCGCCUUCCAACGACGUCUAGAUGAGAAGCAUCCUUCUCCCAAAGCCGGCCACGACGCUCACCAUGCCUCCGAGUCAAUCCCUGAUCCCGCACAAAGGGUGACCCAUUCCACCCACUCUCAUCUGGAUACCAUUCUUGGUCAUCCUCUCUUCAAGCAACAGUCUCUUACAUUUCUCCAAACCCGCGGCCUGGCUGCGACAGCAGUGAAGACCUUUGACAACGCCCUGCUGAAUAAGGCUCUUGAUUCGUACCUCGUGCAGUCAUGCGCCCUACAAUAUCUUCAAGGCCGCGAGAAACGAGGCAGUCUACCAAACAACGACGAAGGGUUGGCCCCGAGACUGGCUCGGUGGUUCAAUGCUAUGUCGGCUCCGGAAAAAGAAGACCUCCUGCUCAACUCGAAGUACAUGGAACCCCUCGUGUCUGUCAUGUAUAUUGAUGGCUACGAACGGGAAGUGUGGCAGUGGCUGCAUGUUCUAUACGAAUGUUCUUUCAACAACUUCACCUCCGUCCCUGGCGACGGAUCUGCUCUAGAUGCCAUGGCUUAUCUUCGAGCGGAGGACCGUCUUGUGUCUCUCAUGAUCAAGGAAACCGCUCGCCGGAGUCGGCUGCAAGAGGCAGCUCAACUCUACACACAAGCCUAUGAAUACCGUUUGAAGUCUGCCUUGUCGAGAGGGAAACCCGCUCCCGAACCACUUCAGCACUCCUGGCGUCAGGUGGCCGGAGCAAUCCUGUUACAAAACAAAUUGAGCCGAAAACGCGUCCCUGCUCUACUCUACAACUUGUUGUUAAAAUCUGGCCUCCCGAUCGAAAUUUCCCCCUUCGACCCUGCCAUUCUCCAGAUCUAUCAUCCAGACUCUCCCUCAGCAAAGGGAUUGUAUCAGAAGCUGAGAAAUUCUUCCUUUGUCGACGAACUCGCUAAGUGGCAGAAAAGCCCAAACAAGGUGGUGCGGAAGAUAUUGUUGGGGUCCGUCCUUGAUGCCGCCGAACUAUCUCUAGCCCAAGGUCAUGACCAUGAAGCCCGGGAAUUCCUCCAGUUCGCAGAAAGGACGUAUCCGGACUUCUUGCGGCCUCACGAGGAAGAGACUGAUACGGCCGAGAGACUGCAAUUGGCGCGACAAGAGAUGCUUGUUAAGAAAGAAUUCCGGUCGUCUGGGUUUGCAACAGCCCCUGCAUUGCAGGCAUUAGUGUGA
Cladophialophora yegresii CBS 114405 is the source of this 1299-nucleotide messenger RNA. RefSeq lists its product as uncharacterized. NCBI's taxonomy places the organism in Eukaryota, Fungi, Ascomycota, Eurotiomycetes, Chaetothyriales, Herpotrichiellaceae. The transcript has a single exon. Bases 1 to 1299 code for a protein of 432 amino acids. The record is from RefSeq and is a predicted model, not a curated record.